ACGCAUUAUCACUUCUGAAUAAGUUCUAUGUUUGUUAUUUUUCUUAACAAGUAUCACGUCAUUGAUAAAUAAAGCACUUUGUUAAAGAUCAGUGAAACAGUCAACUCAGUGAUCACAUAACAUUUAAACGGCGAAGAAAAUAAAGCACAAGUAAGAAAUAGUGAUGUACUUCUAAAAAUAAACGGUAUUCGUGUGAAAUAAGAACGAUGGCCUUAAAAAUAAGUGGACUGAGUGUACAAGAUGUCGUGAAGGUGCUCAAAAGCAGUGACAUGAAUGAGUUCGUUGAUUUUGUGAAGGAGAAACAGAUAAACGGUGAAAAGUUAUUAGAUGUCUCUGAGGGGGUUGUGAAAAUAUGGCGUCCAAAUAUCAAUGCGAACAAAUUCAUACUAUUCGUAAAAGAUUUUAAAAACAAUCCGCAAAAAUUCCUUACUUGUUUGAAUAAUGAUGAUAUUGUCACGAUAAAAGAAACAAAUCUGUGCAGCGAAAAUCAGUACCAAACUGUUAGCGUCCGCAAGAUAAGUCAACAGGAAACGAUCAACUUCAGCACCGUUGAGGAGAUCUUGAAAAAGAUUACGGCUCCGAAAAGUUUUUUGUACAGAAAUCACACAAAAAAACAAGAACGAUCAUCUUACGUACCCAUGGAUGGCGGGUCAGCUAAGAAACCUAACAAAUUCUUUCGUCUAAGCUUGUACGAAUAUCCCAUUUUCGACCUUAAGUCACGUUUUUCGAAGACUGAUAAUUGUAAUGACAGAGGUUAUUAUUCUGUUAAGACGGAUAAGACGUUUCAUAUUCAGAAAACUUGUAAAAAGUCAGAAUCGAGACCUAAAUACAAAUCUCUAACUACAGCAGAAGAAUUGAAUGAUAAAAUAACAGAAGAUCAUUUUUACGAAGAUCUGUGUUACAAUGAUAUCAGGGAUACAAAGAGAGGUAGUAUAAAAGACUUAAAUAAAUUUCCAACGAAUCAAGCAAAGCCUUGUAUCGUUAAGAUACAGGAGUUGUUUCAAUCUCUUAAGUUACCGUUCUUUAGAAAGACAGAAGUAGCCGUAGAAAGAGACGAAAAUAUAAAACAAAACGAUAAACAAAUAGAAAGAGAAGGCAAUGUAUAUGAGAACAGCUCGAAUGAUAUGUACGAUUCGAUACAUGUUGCGAGGGAAAAUUAUCCACAAGCAGAUGAACCAGGUCCCGAGUUAGCUGUUGAUGAUUACUUGGAACCGGUGCAAGUGAGCAGGGAUUAUUGCGAUGUCUGUCUCAAACAGAGAGACGAUUCACUGCUGGGAUUUAUUAUGAAUUACUUCGAGAGUCGGCUCGGCAUCAAGCGAGAAACGAACGACGUCACACAAUCCGAAGAAUCAGAGACGGAGGCGUCCUGCGAAAGGGAAUGGGAACGUAACAACAUGGCGGCCCGGCCGUUACCGGUGCCGGUGGAGAACGAGCCGUUUUACAUGAGCAUCGACAGGACGGAGGCAGAAAACCUUUUGAUGGGACAACCGGAUGGGACAUUCAUAUUGAGACCCUCGAGUCAGCCAAACCACGCGUAUACACUGAGCGUGUCCUGUGCUAACUCGGUCCACAACGUUGGUGUAAGGCGGCGACCAGAUGGGCGACUGGCGCUUGGCUUCGCUCGACGCGGCGAACGCAGCUUCACUAGUGUGGCUUCAUUGCUACGACACCAUAAGAAGAAGAGGCUCCUACUGGUAGCGGGCGGAGAGAUGAUUGGGGCGACUACACUCAAUGAGACGCCGCAGUACUACCAGAUCCCAAGCAAUCUUCCCGUCAUGCGUUGCCCUUGAUUUGACAAUGAAAUUGUUAAUUUGUAUAGCAUACUUUAUUUUCAUAAUGGUCGGUUUCUAUAUUUAAAGGAAAUUUAAUGUCCAUCAGAAGCCGAUCGUUUGUGAGUUUGUGAGUAUCGAGUCGUUAAAAUCAUGCGACUUCGUGAUUUACGCAUUUGAAUU
Messenger RNA from Vanessa tameamea, 1952 nucleotides. RefSeq lists its product as uncharacterized. The coding region runs from base 207 to 1790 and encodes 527 amino acids. NCBI's taxonomy places the organism in Eukaryota, Metazoa, Arthropoda, Insecta, Lepidoptera, Nymphalidae. Gene Ontology annotation, biological process: intracellular signal transduction; cell surface receptor protein tyrosine kinase signaling pathway. The record is from RefSeq and is a predicted model, not a curated record. The transcript is spliced from 5 exons.